Molecule: messenger RNA, 2996 nt
Organism: Leptopilina boulardi
Lineage: Eukaryota; Metazoa; Arthropoda; Insecta; Hymenoptera; Figitidae
Product: homeotic protein proboscipedia
Exons: 3
Coding region: 598-2985 (795 amino acids)
Biological process (GO): regulation of DNA-templated transcription
Molecular function (GO): DNA-binding transcription factor activity, RNA polymerase II-specific; DNA binding
Source: RefSeq, a predicted model, not a curated record
CCCGUGCCCUCCUAACUUUGGUGCCAGCCCACCUACGUCAAGAGGGUUGUACUCAACGGGCCCGUUACCGUAACGCCAUUGGUUCAUAUUCUAUGUCACGUGAUCCUCUACAAGAGGUGCCCUCCGGCUUCCUCUCCUUUUACUUGUGUGCUCUAAAGAAAAGAGACAGUAGUAACAACAGAGACACGCCAUGCACACACUACGAGAGUGAACGUUUGGGAGAGAAGUGAAAAAGAUCCCCGUGUGGAUAUAUAUAUUUCAAGAGAGAGUAACGUCCUCCACCUCUCGCGCUAAGUUCUGCCUUAUAAUCUCCCAAACCAUCUCAUCGUCUCCACCUUCUUCUUCUUCUUCUUCUUCAUCUUACCUCUUCUUUCUCCUUCAUUUCGCGUACGCUGUACGAUCGGAACAGUUUGCAUUCUUGAAUCCUCGGGAUUUUCCUUUCAAAAGUGUUUUAGUGAAUUGUGAUUGUAAAAAGUGCAAUUGAAAAAGUGAUUUUUGUUCAAUUUUCGAGACAGAUUUUUCAAAGUCAAAAAAACAUUUUGUGAAAGUGUUUUUUGUGAUAUGGUAUAGCAUUAAAUUAGUGCGUGAUUUGUUUUCAUGCGAGGACAACAACAGACGCUUCAUCAAGAAGAGAGUAAUUAUCAUCAGACGCAUUUAAGUGGUUCACAAUUGGACCAACUUGAGGGUCUGAUUGGAGAUAAGGAGCUUGUAUCCGUGAAGACGAGGUCCCCGACACCCGUCCUGGCGAACGACGGAGGGGGUGGUGGCUUCUGGCUGGCCUCGGUGGCCGCGGGGGCCGGGGCUGGAGCCGUUUUGCCCCCGCACGGGGCUCAUCCAGUAAUGGACCCAAAUUGCGGAUCAGCCGAGACUGGCUUCAUUAAUAGUCAACCGUCAAUGGCCGAAUUUAUGACCGCAUUACCCCAAUUGUCGGGCGAUGGUUCUCUUCAGCAUUCGCCUGGUGCUGGAGGACCAAUGAGCCCCGGUGGUCAUCAUUCUGGUUAUCAUACAAUGAUUGAUCCACAUGGGGUCGCGGACCCAUCAGGUGUCAAUGUUCCUGAAUAUCCUUGGAUGAAGGAGAAAAAAACCACAAGGAAGAGUAAUCAGCAAGAAAAUGGCCUUCCAAGAAGAUUACGAACUGCUUACACGAAUACUCAACUUUUGGAACUUGAAAAGGAAUUUCAUUUUAAUAAAUAUCUCUGUAGGCCAAGACGAAUAGAAAUAGCCGCUUCGUUAGAUUUAACGGAAAGGCAGGUUAAAGUCUGGUUUCAAAAUCGUCGAAUGAAACAUAAACGUCAGACACUAACAAAAGAAGACGGUGAUGAAAAAGACGGGACAUCAUCGGAUGGAUUAGAAAAACCGAAGGGUGAAAAAAUGUUAAUAAUGGACGAUGAUGAGAAAAAGAGUUGCCACAAUUGUGAUAUUUCCGGUGUUGGUGAUGUGGGUAGUACUCUUUCCGGUGAAAUUGGUGAACUAUCAUCAGGUCGAGGAAGUAAUAGCAACAAUAAUAAUACUCUAAGUGCAACAAAUAAUAAUACAGGCUUCAAUACAAAUAGCAAUGGUGCAAGUAGUGUAGGCAGUACAAAUAGCGUUUCAAGUUCAUUUGAGAAAAUGAUCGUCGACGAUGAUUCACGAUCACAAGAUGGUAGCGAAGUAACAUCACCGAGUUUAGUGAAAAAAUUAACAGGCGAAGUUCGAGUUAAAGUUGAAGCCGGUCAUAAGAGUCCAAAUCCAGUGAAACAAAUUGUUGGUAAAAAAUCACCAUCAACUAAAGAUAUGUGUUCAGUAAAAAGCAAUGGUGUAUUGUUAGCAUUACCUGAUUCAACAGUAAGUACACCUGGACAGGGACUUCCAAGUCAAGCUUCAUCGACAAGAAGUCUAACACCUUCAUCAACACCAGGAACACCAGCCUCUGUACAAAUACAACAGGAGAGUCCAUUAAGCAUUCAAACUCCACAUACCUAUAUGCAAAGACCACGAAGUUCUCCAUCUUCAACAACUUCGGUGCCAACUUCCAUUUUACAUGGUUCUUCAAAUACAGGAACCAUGUCCCCUCACAGUAGAAGCAAUCAAGCUCACUUUCAACAAAAUGUUUAUCCAUCAACAGACUAUCGUAACGGAUUACCCAAUAGACAAACGGUUCAACAAACAAACACCUACUGCUCAAGGGAUUAUCAACAACAAAGGGUACCCUACUCCGGUGAAAUUCAUCCAAUGUACGUUAGACAAAAUCAAAUACAACGAACAAAUCAUCAUCAACGAACAGGGACAAAUAGAUCUAUUUAUAAUUCAAUGCAAUAUCAUCAACAACAAUAUGGUACAGGUGAAUACAACGGAUAUAAUCAAACAAACUCGUACCACGAUUCCUAUCACAGAAAUAUGCAGAACAGUACCUACAACCAACAGGGUUAUACCACUGGUCAAACUGAACCCGAAGGUUACACUGGUUACGCUUAUCCUACAACCGGGUCAUAUCACACCUCCGAGACAAUGAAUUCCCACAGCAUUAAUUCACACAAUGGACAACACUACUAUGGAGAUGUGCAACAGCAACAGCAUAAUUCUGAUUAUAUUUCUCAUCAGACCUCUUCAUUACAUUCCACAAGCGGUGAUUAUAGAAGAGGAAACAAAUUGCAUGCCAAUUAUUACGAGCAAACAAAUCAGAUGCAGAUUCAUCAAGGUGGUGAGGCAUCAAAUAUACCAAAUAGUUAUGUUUCCUCACCUGAUCAAUUCCCAUCAGCGCCUGGUAUAACAACAACUGCUACUGCAAUUGCCGCUGCUACUGCUGCUGUUAUUACACCACCAUGCAAUACCAAUCAAACGGAAACAACUGCCGAGAAUUAUGGAAAUUUUGGUAAUUUCUAUAAUGAACAAGUACACAAUAAUGCACCACCACCAUCAGCUGACAAUAGUAAUAGUUCAUCUGAUUUUAAUUUUCUCAGUAAUCUUGCUAAUGAUUUUGCACCCGAGUACUAUCAACUCAGCUGAGUUGAAAAUCC